UUCUGCCUCCUCUGAUGUGCUCUGAUGAUCAGAGGGGCUGUUGAGAUGCCUGGAGUGGUCAGGGGUCAUCAAAGGGCAGCUGUCCACUAUAAAGGGGCCUGUCUGGAGCUCUGUCUGCACACAGCAUCAUUUCAGCCUGAGACUAGCUGGAGGAAAGAAGGAAGGGUAUUUUUACCUCUCUCGCUCUCUCUUUGUCUCUCUGUAAUAAUUGUUUGUAGAUUUGUGAGUUUCAGUUACAAUGGAAGCUAGAGUGUUGACAGUGUUCUGCACACUCCUCCUCAGCUCUUUUGGAAUUGCUCUCUCCACUCAGGGGCACAGAUACCAUGCACGCCUCAACGUGAGUUUAGCAUUCAGAAAUCUCUCAGGUACUCAUCGUAGCAGAUACCCUCUGUACAUGAUGCAGCUGUACCGCUCUUUCAGGACUGUUGAGUCCUCACCGUCAGUAGCUGUCAACACCAUCACUACACGAGGUGACAACCCGUCAGCACACAGUUCUGACUCUGUCCUAAGUCUGAUGGCCAAAGGUUGCCAUCAAGUGGGUGAAAGAUGGACAGUCACAUUCGACAUGUCAGCCAUCUCUACCAGUGAACUCGUCCAGCUGGCAGAACUGCGAAUCGGGCUGCCAGCUUUCUCUGCCUCUGAGCACGCCACUGUGGAUUUAUAUCACUCCCGAAAACAGGGCUGUGACCUGGGCAGCACAUCGUGCCAGGAUGAGCACCUUUUCUUGGGGAGUUUUGGCACAUCACCCAGUAGCAGCACAAAGUCCUCCUGGAAGGUUUUUAAUGUGACUGCUCUGUUAAAAUACUGGCUGUACCAGGGAGAUAGAGUGUCAAGCCAGGAGGCCUCAGGGGAGUCUGAAACAGACCAUGGGAGCGGUGCUGGGGAGGAGGGGGAGAUAAGUAGCAAGAAUUUGGGGUUGAGGCAAAGAAAAAUACACCAUCCGACCACAAACCGGGUCAUGAUGGUCAUCUUCUCCAAACACAACCUGCCACAGGAAGGCCAAGCAGCAUACAGUCUCAUUCAUACUGUGGAGAACUCAAAGUAUGUGACUAUGGACAGAGUCAGCAGUGAUAGUCAAAGUCGACGACACAAAAGGAACCGAAUGGAGAGGAUGAGAGUGGCUGCUGGAGCUGCACCCACUGCUGCACCGGCAGCAGAGCCGGUCCAGAGGCCACUAUGUCGGAGGGUGGACAUGUGGGUGGACUUUGACCACAUUGGCUGGGAUGAGUGGAUCGUACAUCCCAAGCGCUACAACGCAUAUCGAUGUGAGGGAGAGUGUCCCACACCACUGGAUGAGUCCUUCCAUCCAACAAACCAUGCAUACAUGCAGAGCCUCUUGCGACAUCACCAACCAGAAAGAGUGACUUGCCCAUCCUGCGUGCCAACACGCCUCAGCCCGCUCUCUAUGCUGUACUAUGAGAACGAUGAUCUGGCCCUGCGGCAUCAUGAGGAUAUGAUUGUUGAAGAGUGUGGCUGUCACUGAAGACCCACCUAUCUCUGGUUUCACUUCAUUACAAGAGCAACUACUGACAGAGCAUGAUGUUGAACUUUAAUUCAACUGUUUCUUUACUGUCUUCAUGGAAACAUUAAUGUUCAAAUAUUAAACUGAGAGUUCCAAGUCAUCGCCUUUUACAACAAAUAAUGACAAGAUAUGACUGGUCAAGGUUGAAUGACCCUAAGUAUAUUUCAUCCAUACUGGGUGGUACACAA
This is a messenger RNA of Lates calcarifer (barramundi perch), 1710 nucleotides long. It is a transcript of the gene spaw, whose product is annotated as southpaw. Gene Ontology annotation, cellular component: extracellular region. Gene Ontology annotation, molecular function: type I activin receptor binding; growth factor activity; cytokine activity. The coding region runs from base 239 to 1483 and encodes 414 amino acids. The transcript has 3 exons. NCBI's taxonomy places the organism in Eukaryota, Metazoa, Chordata, Actinopteri, Centropomidae. Gene Ontology annotation, biological process: SMAD protein signal transduction; BMP signaling pathway. The record is from RefSeq and is a predicted model, not a curated record.